AUGGUUUUGGCUUCGGCAAACGAAACUGUGGAGAGACGCCAGAGACUUUUGGAUAGGCUCAUCGAAUUGCGUCGUAUUUUACACACUCUGAAGGAUUCGAAUAAUUCUCAGCAAGAAUCGAGCGACGGUUUUUCACACGGACCUCCAACUUCCAUACCUAUUCCAUCAACGGGUUCUUUCACUCCACUGAUCCGACGUGUUAGAACUGGUUCACAACACUCAUUGACUGUUCAUGGGUGUUCUCCGGAACGAUCGAGGCGGUCUAAAAGGUCUGCUUCACCAACUCGAUCGACUGGUGGCCACGAGUUCAAGCUCACUUUGGCAUUCCGUUACCUAGGCCAGUCGUGCGAAUACUGUCGUCGUGUGAUUCGCGAUCCAUCCCGGCGCAUCCUGACUUGUUCUCAGUGCCCGGUUGUCUGUCAUCCACAGCACUGUCUUCGGGGACUCACACGACGUUGUCCUUGCAGCUUGAUGUCUUCAGAUUUCUACUCCAGUCUCAAACCACUCCCAUCAAUCCAGACAAAGUCCCACACAGGCACGGACACUGCUAAUCCCAUGGCACCCGCACAAUUUCGUCAUCUAGAAGUUCAUUGUUUGUGCUACUUGGGUGCAAAUCUUACAGAUCAGUGUUGGUCUUGUUUUGAGUGCCGAAAACCUCUCCGACCGGCUCCAAACAGUACUGUGGCGGCUGAGCCCUCCAUGGUCAGUCCUUUCGUCCAAACAACAGAUUGUGUGAUGGAAAGCACCGCGAAUUUGCUCAUGCGCCAAGCUGCCAGUGCUGAGACCAAUCCAGAUGCAAUGCUCAAAUGGGUCACACCUCAGCUACGAACUCAGGUAGAUUCUCUAUGGGAUCACACUGCACAGGUUCUAUCUCAUCAUCCGAAAUUCACCGUACCCACUGACGAUACUGGUCCGCAUUUGCAAUGGGCCUAUGCAGACGCUCAGACUGACUUGGGACCAAUUCAGACGUGGGCUGAUGCCGUUGUAUUGGAAGCGGUGCAUCGCGUUUCACGUACAGACAAUAGCUCCUCUAAUCCCACUUCAAUAUCCGCCAAUCACUUGCGUGCACCACUCCUUUUAAACGGAGAGGUUGUAAAGCCGCAGUCGCAGACAGAUUCCGGAUCCGUUUGUCCCAUAGGAAACACGUUCGAACAACUGGAUCAGGCACGUCUAUGCUAUUACACGGGACAGUUCUAUUGUACACAAUGUCAUUGGGGUGAUUCCCAUCUCAUUCCGGCAUGUUUAUUCACCCUAGGAGACUACAGACCAAAACCGGUUUGCCGAUCUGCUCUGCUGUGGCUACGCUAUACUUGGUCUCGACAUUUGUUUCGCGUUCCCGAUUCAUGGUACCGGUACGAGCCACAAGCGCAAGUUGUUGCGGCUCUCCGCAUCCGCCUGUUCCGUUGCAAACCUUAUGUGGACAGUUGUGAUCAGGCUCGAAUAGUUUGGACGGAGCUGAAUUCCCACGAGCCUUAUUGGAUUUUUGAACAACCGUACACAUUUACAAUGGAAUUGGCCAGCUAUGUGAUUGACGGCACAUUUGCACCGAAACUGAAGAACUACUUGCGCACUUUCGAUGAGCAUGUGCGAUCUUGUCCGGUACGUUUUUUUGGCAACACUCUGUAA
Echinostoma caproni is the source of this 1626-nucleotide messenger RNA. The record is from the annotation of a GenBank genome assembly. Lineage: Eukaryota; Metazoa; Platyhelminthes; Trematoda; Plagiorchiida; Echinostomatidae.